Thelazia callipaeda (thelaziosis nematode) is the source of this 1449-nucleotide messenger RNA. The record is from the annotation of a GenBank genome assembly. Lineage: Eukaryota; Metazoa; Nematoda; Chromadorea; Rhabditida; Thelaziidae.
AUGAUUGAAACUAUGGAUGACAGUGUUAUUUUGAUAGAGGAGAAGGAAAAUACGGGUUAUGCUGAGAAUGCGAACUUACUGAAAUACGUCAAAAAAGACUUCGGUAGCGCAGAAUAUUCGCAUUCAUCUUAUUCGCACGAAGAAGUUGCAAAUUCUUGUAAAGAGCAGCACCGGAAUGAUGUUUCUGAAAAGUGUAGUAACGAAAAUUCCUCCGAAAAAUCAAAUCGUCAGUCGUUUUCGCAAUCUUUGAAAUCGACUUCUUCAGCUGCAAAAGUUUCGAAUCCGCAAUAUAAACCAGCAGAAUUUAGCACAUUGCCUGAUCAGGUGAAUGAAUCCUUAAAAUCCCCAACGCAUGCACUUGUUAAUGGUGAACUCACCAAGAAGAAGCGGAAAAAAAGAACAAAGGAGGAUAUUAUAGCUGAAAGGGCUGCAAAGCAACUGGUUAAAGAACAGAAAAUUCAAAAACAGAUGGAAAAAAAGUAUUUAGUUCGUUCUGUUAAUGAUUUACCAAAUCAAUGGUUAAUACAUAUUGAGCUGCAGAAACAAAUGGAACUUGAAAGAAAUCUAGCUAGAUUUGAGAGGGAAGUCUCGGCAGCUAAAAAAUCAAAGUGCGAACAAAAUCUGUUUUGCCUUGUCAGUCUUGAUUUACUUACCGAAAUAGAAAAUCUUUGUGAAUGUAUUACGAGAGUAUUCGAGCAGCGUGCAAUAUCAGAUCAAUUGAUUUUUGAUGGAAGUGGUAGUAGAAUUUGUUGGAAGAGAAACAUUUUGCAAGGAGAUAUUGAAAAUGGCGAAUUUGUCCGUUCUGAUAAAUUAAUGUACGAGCAGUUCUGUAUUCUAUCAUUUAGCGCGAUGCGUUAUUCGCAGUUUAAAUCGUCAGAAGAAAUCGCAAACUUUAUUGAAGAGUAUAUGAUUACUUACCCAUUCCCUUCACCUUUACUAACCGUUGUCGUGUAUGGUACAUUGAAAAUGCGCAAGGAAAAAAUAGCAUCUUUUGUACUGGAAAUAUUUGAACGCUACAAAGCGCAAACUCGUUUCGUUUCGAAUGCCGAAGAAUAUGCAAUGCUCGUUGCUCAAAUGCAUCGGUCAAUUGCACGAAGUCAAAUGCAUUCUGAUCAGCAAGACCAAAUAGAUCGUAAUCAGCAAAAUCAACCCAUUGUGGAUAUUAAGAAAGGUGUAACAGAAGGCUCUAAAUCUUUCCUUGUUUCGGACUGGUGGAUGAAAAUGCUCAGUCAAAUACAUCGAAUGGGAACUGAUGCACAACGAACGAUUGUAACUAGCUAUCCAAAUCCACAUAUCCUUUCAGAAAUGCAUGAUUUAUUUUAUAAUGGUAUACAAUUGAUAGCUCAGAAAGAAAUUGAACAUGGAAGAAAGAUCGGACCAGCAUUAGCGCGUAAAAUUUAUUUAAUGCUCACAAGCACAAGUGGUACUGAGAUUAUUGAUGAAGACUAA